GGACAAGAUGGACCACCCAGGUCCUUCCAGAUUGGAACUCUAGGCCUGCUCCUUAACCUAGCAGCUUAGGCAGGUGCUGGUAGUUCCCAGGAAGAGCUCUUGGGGGAUGGAGCAGACUGAAGCUGGCUGAGAGAGAAGGUGCCUCGGGGACUGUGAAGCCGAGCUGAGCCAAGAUGCUGCUGGAGCCCCUGAAGAGGGUCUGGUUUCUGGAGACUCAGAGUUGGCUCUGAAACAGCCCUUGGGGAGCCCCCCCCCCCCGCUUGCCUGCAGGGACGCUCUUGGCUCCUGUGAAGAAGGGGCUCAGGGGCCUGGGCAGGGCCAGCUGCACUGCAGCUAUGGACCGUGAGCUGGCCUGGCCCGCGUCCUUGCUGACCCUGCCUGUCUGCGGCCAUGCCACCAUGGGCUCCUGGGUGUACAUCAUGGUGGAGCUGGCAAUUGCUGUGCUGGCCAUCCUGGGCAAUGUGCUGGUGUGCUGGGCUGUGUGGCUGAACAGCAACCUACAGAACGUCACCAACUACUUUGUGGUGUCACUGGCGGCAGCCGACAUUGCUGUGGGAGUCCUCGCUAUCCCCUUCGCCAUCACCAUCAGCACAGGGUUCUGUGCUGCCUGCCAUAAUUGCCUCUUCUUCGCCUGCUUUGUCCUGGUCCUCACACAGAGCUCCAUCUUCAGCCUCCUGGCCAUCGCCAUUGACCGCUACAUCGCCAUCCGCAUCCCACUCCGGUACAAUGGCUUGGUGACUGGCACAAGGGCCAAAGGCAUCAUUGCAGUCUGCUGGGUGCUGUCAUUUGCCAUUGGCUUGACUCCCAUGUUGGGCUGGAACAACUGCAGCCAGCCGAAGGAGGGCAAAAACCACUCACAGGGCUGUGGGGAGGGCCAGGUAGCCUGUCUCUUCGAGGAUGUGGUUCCCAUGAACUACAUGGUGUACUACAACUUCUUUGCUUGUGUCCUGGUGCCCCUGCUGCUCAUGCUGGGUGUCUACUUGCGGAUCUUCCUGGCUGCUCGGCGACAGCUGAAGCAGAUGGAGAGCCAGCCUCUGCCGGGGGAGCGGACUCGGUCCACGCUGCAGAAGGAGGUCCAUGCUGCCAAGUCGCUGGCCAUCAUUGUGGGGCUCUUUGCCCUCUGCUGGCUUCCCCUGCACAUCAUCAACUGCUUUACCUUCUUCUGCCCAGAGUGUAACCAUGCCCCGCUCUGGCUCAUGUACCUGACCAUCAUCCUCUCCCACACCAAUUCCGUUGUGAAUCCCUUCAUCUAUGCCUACCGCAUCCGUGAGUUCCGCCAGACCUUCCGCAAGAUCAUUCGCAGCCAUAUCCUGAGGCGACGGGAGCCCUUCAAGGCAGGCGGCACCAGUGCCCGGGCCUUGGCAGCUCAUGGCAGUGAUGGAGAGCAGAUCAGCCUUCGCCUCAAUGGUCAUCCUCCUGGGGUGUGGGCCAAUGGCAGUGCCCCCCAUCCUGAGCGGCGGCCCAAUGGCUAUGCCCUGGGGUUGGAAGGAAAUCUUUCUCUUUGGUGGAUGGAACCAGUCACGUUGGGAGAAGAAUGAAUGUGCCUGGAGACCCUUCUUGUGGCCAGUUCCCACUUUGGACUGAGAGGAGAGUACCCUGGCUGGAGCAGCAUGAGGCCCAGCAGGAAGGGUUUGGAGUCCGAGGAAGCAGACAUUUCAUGUUGGGAGGCCCUGCAUCAGGUCAGGGCCACGGCAUCAGAACAUCUUGGCUGGGCAGGGCCCAGUACCCCACUCGAAGCAUCUAGAAAUACCACCCUAACUUCACAGAGCAGCUGUGGCAGAGCAGGCUGGCUAGCCCUAAGGCUGGGGGUGGCUCCGACAGACCCCCCCUAAUCACAUACACACCACCCUCCCGAGACUUUCCAAGGGUUCAGGAGCUGCUGUGCCCAGAGGUGGCGUGUUUUUGUUUUUGUUUUUUCCAGGAGAAAAUGUUAAACCUGAAGAAAUCCCUUUUUUUUUUUUUUUUAAUCAUCUUCCUUCCCUGGUUGCUGGGUCUGUUGUUGGUCUUGCUGCUAACCUGGCCUCAGAGGUCAGCCCAGGGAGUCCCAGGCAGCUCUCACUGGCUGCCAUGAGCUGCCAUGCACUUCUUACCCCAUCAGUCCCAGGGCCAUUUCUUAAGGCCACAGAGCUGGGCUCAAGGACAGGGAGUUGUAAUGGAAUGGUGUCAGACUGUGGGCUUAAGGGAGGAGGUGGGGACUGGCCCACCAUGGGGUGUGCCUGGGUAGCUCAGAGCUGCCCAGUUAGAGGCCCUAUCUAACUGCCUUUCCUUCUGAAGGGAAUGUUUUUUUCUGAGAUAAAAUAAAAAUGAGCCAUGUUGUGUUUUAAA
Molecule: messenger RNA, 2325 nt
Organism: Lynx canadensis (Canada lynx)
Lineage: Eukaryota; Metazoa; Chordata; Mammalia; Carnivora; Felidae
Gene: ADORA2A
Product: adenosine A2a receptor
Biological process (GO): adenylate cyclase-activating G protein-coupled receptor signaling pathway; G protein-coupled adenosine receptor signaling pathway
Cellular component (GO): membrane
Molecular function (GO): G protein-coupled adenosine receptor activity
Source: RefSeq, a predicted model, not a curated record